Paramuricea clavata is the source of this 462-nucleotide messenger RNA. Lineage: Eukaryota; Metazoa; Cnidaria; Anthozoa; Malacalcyonacea; Plexauridae. The record is from the annotation of a GenBank genome assembly.
GAUAAUAGUAACAAUGACAGUGAUGAUGAUGAUGGUGAUGAUAAUGAUGAUGGUGAUCAUGAUAGUGAUGAUGAUGAUGAUAGUGGUCAUGAUCAUAAUCAUGAUGGUGAUGAUAGCUAUUGUGAUGAUGAUAGUGAUAAUGAUGAUGGUGAUAAUGAUGGUGGUGAUGAUUAUGAUUAUCAUGAUGGUGAUGAUAGUGAUGAUGAUAGUGAUGAUGAUUAUGAUGAUAAUGAUGGUGGUGUUUAUGGUAAUAAUUAUGGUGAUGAUGAUGAUGAUGGUAGUGUUGAUGGUAAUAAUUAUGGUGAUGAUGGUGUUGAUAAUUAUGGUGAUGGUAGUGAUGAUGGUGUUGACGGGGGUGUUGAUGGUGAUAAUUAUGGCGAUGAUGAUGAUAGUGAUGACACUGGUGUUGAUGGUGAUGAUAAUUAUGGUGAUGAUAGUGAUGACGGUGUGUUGAUGGUAUAA